CUUAAUAAAUUUUCUUGUUCAGUUGUUUAAAAAAAUAAAGCCGGUCAACCGCUAAUUUUAUUUAUUAAUUGUAUUUUAUCCCAUUAAAUACAUCAAUUAAUUUGUUUUAUUUUACUGAUUGAUAAAACAAUUUUUAAAAAUGGUUAGUAGAACUCGAGUUAGUGCCAAAACUCUUGGUAAUUAUAUCAACAAAAAAGUCACAAUGAUUGGACGAGUAACCAAAAUUAGCACAUCACGUGACUGCAUUGAAAUUGAUACAUCAGAAGAUAUUAAAAUAAAUGUUUCACUUAAUGAGGUAUUUGAAGGUCCUCUUGAUUCAAUAAUUGAAGUUCAUGGUACUGCAAAUUCCAAGACAACAAUUUCUGCUGAUCAUUAUGUUGUUUUUGACAAGGAAGAUAAUGCUGAUUUUGAUCAAGCUGAAUACAAUGAAUUUUUGACCAUUCGUGAUUUCAAACUUGGUCAAAGUGUUAACCUCAGAGAAGCUUUCAGUGACGUCUGAAUUAAAUUUUUAGAUUUAAUUUAUUAUAAAAUGAUUUUUUUAUUAAAAUUGAAUAAUAUUUUUUCCUAUUUAUACCACGAUCAUUCUUUUCAAUUUUUGCUCUAUUCAUAAAAUUCAGAUAAGUAAUUCUCUGUAAAAUGAUGCAUUAAGUAAACAGCAUGUACUUACAUGAUGUAAUUAGACACUAAGUGAAUACUUAAAGUAAAAUCAUUAAAUAAAAUAAUUUUUUUUUUAAUGUAAACAUUUUUAUUUUGAUAAUAAAAACAUUGUUAUAUUUAUAAUUGGAUUCAAUUCAUUAAAAAAAAAAUUCAAGAAUAAAUAAAAAACAACAAAACAUCAACUGCUAUCUAUCGCCUGCUUAGUGUUUUGUUUUUUCUUUUAAUGUAGAUAAGCACCACACUAACGUAAAUAUUAACAUAACGAAAAAGGAUAAAAGUAUCAGUAAAUUAUCCAAUAAAUUAGAUUUUUUAUAAACACAUUUGCUGACUGAAUUAA
This is a messenger RNA of Aphidius gifuensis, 994 nucleotides long. RefSeq lists its product as uncharacterized. The transcript has 3 exons. Gene Ontology annotation, molecular function: damaged DNA binding; single-stranded DNA binding. The record is from RefSeq and is a predicted model, not a curated record. NCBI's taxonomy places the organism in Eukaryota, Metazoa, Arthropoda, Insecta, Hymenoptera, Braconidae. Gene Ontology annotation, biological process: DNA replication; mismatch repair; base-excision repair. The coding region runs from base 140 to 499 and encodes 119 amino acids. Gene Ontology annotation, cellular component: site of double-strand break; DNA replication factor A complex; nucleus.